GUCGAUAGACGGCCCAACAGACCCAGAAGGAAAGAAACAGUCGGCCAGUGAAGGUGGUCCGUCGGUACGUGGGCAUCCGGCCUAGACUCGCUGACGGCAGCGAGCAUUCUUUCAACCACGGCCAAGACGGCGACGACAACAGCAACAACAGAAGCCACGCACAGGAAAGGCACCGAAGCAAAAAGAUGCAACAAAUAGCCACCAUUAUUGGGGCGAACGCCUACUACGAUGGAAGUCGCGUGUUCACCUGGCUUGCCGACAUGUGCGGCCUGUCGGUGGAUUUGGUUAAUUUCCUCAUCACACAGUUUCUGGCGCUGAUUCUCGCGUCAGCGUUCCGCUCCUACCUACACCCGUCCAAGGUGUCAGCCAGCACCCGACACGCAAUCGGGCUAGUGAUCGGUCUGUUUUUCGGUUACUUCUGCUUCGGUCAGCAAGCAAUCCACAUUGCCGGUCUGCCAGCCGUCUGCUAUGUCGUCAUACGCACACAGAACCCACAGAUCGUCCAACGACUCGUCAUGGUCGUGGCACUGUUCUAUCUAUCCUGCAUUCAUCUACACCGGCAGUACUACGAUUAUGGAUCGUACUCGCUCGACAUUACCGGUCCGCUGAUGAUCAUCACGCAGAAGGUGACCAGCCUGGCGUUCAGCAUUCAUGAUGGCUUUACUCGCGAAAUGAAGGAUCUAACGCAGAGCCAGCAGCAGCACGCGAUCCGGAAGCUACCGUCGCCGCUCGAAUUUUUCUCCUACACGCUACACUUCCAGGGGCUGAUGGCGGGUCCGUUGGUGUUUUACAAGGAUUACAUCGACUUUAUCGAGGGUUGUCACAUCAUGAAGCAGACAUCGGCGAAUGCAAAGUACGAUAUCGAGAAAAAGAUCGUUCACGAACCAUCGCCAGUGAAAGCGGUCGUAAAGAAGGUGAUUGCAAGUUUGGUGUGUGCACUGAUCUUCGUGAAGUUCGCCACUAUAUACCCGAUCAAAACGAUGAAAGAUGACGGCUUUAUCGCAAGUUCCGGCUUUUUCUACUCCCUGUGGUACAUGAUGAUGGCCACAACUGCGGUCCGCUUCAAGUACUACUUCGCCUGGCUGAUGGCCGACGCGAUCUGCAACAAUUCCGGGCUCGGCUUCAACGGGUACGACGAGCGGGAUGGCGUUACGCCCCGCUGGGACAUGCUGUCCAACAUUCAGGUGCUGGAGUUCGAGUUCGGUACCAACUUCCGCAACUGCAUCAAUGCGUGGAAUGCCGGCACCAACCGCUGGCUGCGCAUGGUCGUGUUUGAGCGUGUGCCCAAGCGCUACGGCACGGUGCUCACCUUCAGUCUGAGCGCACUGUGGCACGGGUUCUAUCCCGGCUACUACAUGACGUUCGCAACCGGGGCGCUGAUCGUAAUGGCGGCACGCAUCGCCCGCAAAUUGUUCCGGCCAGCGUUCCAGGGUACGGCCGGGUCACGCGUGUUUUACGACGUGCUGACGUGUCUGGUAACGCGCGUCUUCAUGGGCUACGCCACCUUUCCGUUCGUGCUGCUCGAGUUUAAGGCUAGUCUUCGUAUGUACCUGAAUGUGUUUAUGUGCCUUCAUCUAGUCGCUCUGAUCACUGUGUUUAUUUUAUCGAAAUACGUACCGCGGGGCGAGGGUAGCCGGCAGUCGGCGAGUGCCCGUUCGCGCACCAAGCUUAAAGCCGACACGGACGAACAGACGGCCAGCGCCGGCAGUCGGCGGUCGGAUGAAUCGGUAGGCCGCAGUUUGCUAAAACCGAUCGGGGCCACCACUACCACCGUCGUACCCGUAGAAUCGAUGGAAAGUAGCAAUGGUACUGGGGGGAUUCGAUUUCGGGGUGGCGAAAAUGGCCGCCGAAGUGAUCCGAGUUCCGUUGACUCCACCUCCCAGCAGCAGCAGCAACAGGUGAUCCACGACGUAGUGGACCCGUUCUGUCUAACCACCAGCACCACCACCACCAUCAAUGGCAACCACAAAAAGACUGACAAUUUCCUGUCCGAAGAGGAUAACAACAACAGUGCCACCAUCUUUACCACCAACAACAACAACAACACCUUCAACAGCGCCACCUCGACGACCGCCAACGGUAAGAGCGGUUCGAAGCUGACGCGCGAACGUAUCAAGGAGAAGUUCGAGCAGGAGACGCGCAACAUCGAGGACUUUAUCGACAAGACGGUGACGGGGUUCGUCGAGCUAAAGGAUGAUCUGAUGCGCAUGCCGGACGAAACGAACGGUGGUCUGUACAUUCCACGGAAGGCGCACGGUUCUACUGCGGGGCUGAAUGGCAAUGCGGCCGAUGGCAAUAGCAACAUUAAUGCCGGAAAUGGCCACCCGAUCACCACGACCAUAACCACCACCAACACCAGCAGCAGCAAUGCGUUCCUGAAGAAGGAAAUCGAUGCGCUGAAUGCGGCCGUCCAGCAAGCGAACGUAUUGCCGGCUGUGUUGAGCAAUGGGCAUGCGAAGUAA
Messenger RNA from Anopheles maculipalpis, 2462 nucleotides. RefSeq names its product lysophospholipid acyltransferase 6 (gene oys). The transcript is spliced from 5 exons. The coding region runs from base 186 to 2462 and encodes 758 amino acids. NCBI's taxonomy places the organism in Eukaryota, Metazoa, Arthropoda, Insecta, Diptera, Culicidae. Gene Ontology annotation, molecular function: acyltransferase activity. The record is from RefSeq and is a predicted model, not a curated record. Gene Ontology annotation, biological process: lipid modification. Gene Ontology annotation, cellular component: membrane.